GGAGAAGAAGGAACUGCACCACCAACUUGAUCCCCUAUUGCUCACCUUCCGAUUAUACAAUUCCGAACGCGCAAUCAUCACCGGGGCCCCGUCACAAAGCGCGUCGUCGUCUCCAAAGCUUCAAACUUUGCUAAUUCUCUCGCUGCGUCUCUCGUCGAUCGCAGUGAAAGGGGUUUUCUUUUUUCUGCCGAAUUGGCCAUUCUCUCUUGGCAAUCUCACGUUUUUGUGCUGCUAUAUAUGUUGAACUCCCUAGAUUAUUCUCUGAAGUCGAGAUGGCCGCUGGGGAAGGUCUUGAUUUGCAAUCUCUGAAGACCCAGCUAAGCCAAACACCUGAAAUGUGGAAGCAGGAGAUGGCACAGAUGGAAACACGAGUGGAUGCUUUGCAAGUCAAGCUUCAGGCCGUAAAAGCUUGUUUACAUGUGUCAGACGAAGAUGAAAGGAAGGAACUAGAGGUUCUAUGGGAAAGGGUGAAAAGUAUAGCAAAAUUGUUGACCUACUUAAAAUCAAAGGCUAUGGUCAUGGCUGAACCGUACUUGCGUGAAUCAUAUGGUGUCAAACACAUGGAAGGUGCAGCACUUGUUGAUAGAAGUGAUAGUCCAUUGCCUAGCAUGUCUAGGGAUGUUGAUCUUUCUUUAAUUGUCGGUUCAGAUGGACAAGAUUCAUUGAGUGGAACUGCCAAGCGGCAAGAUUGCUUCAAUGAAAAGGAUAUGGUCUAUAUUGAUGAAUUGCUCAAGUCGGUGCAGAUCGUGACUGAUUUAAUGGAAUCUCUUGUUAAGAGGGUUCUUUUGGCUGAAUCUGAAAUUGCAAUAGAAAAGGAGAAGGUUACUUUUGGUCAAUUAGAGAUCAAGAGGAAGGCUGCUCAAAUUGAGAGCAUGUCCCUAAAGUUAGAAGAAAUGGAGAGGUUUGCUGUGGGUACGAACAGUAUUUUAAAUGAGAUGCGACAAAGGGUUGAGGAUUUGGUGGAGGAGACAUCUAGACAGAGGCUAAGAGCUGAGGAAAAUGAAGUGGAGCUUAGUCGUGUAAAGCGUGAUUUUGAGUCUCUGAAAUCGUAUGUUAGCAGCCUUAUUACAGUGCGAGAAACUCUUCUCUCAUCAGAAAAGCAAUUUCAGACAAUGGAGAAGCUUUUUGAACGGCUAAUGGCUAAAACAACCCAGUUGGAGAGCGAGAAAAUGCAAAAAGAGGUGGAGGUGAAGAAACUCAUGGAAGAUAAUGUGAGGUUGACUAUGCUUCUCGAUAAGAAGGAAGCACAAUUGAUGGCCUUGAACGAACAAUGCAAGGUCAUGGCUCUCAGUUCGUUGAAUAUAUAGGCCUGCAGUCUUAUCAUUGCCAGUCACUGUUCAUAUUCUUGGGUGAGUUUCUUUGUAACGUGCAUACCCCGUCACAUGCAGCAGUAAACGAAACCAGCGGGAUCGAUUGUAUGAACUCUUCAUUGAUUUAUGUAGAUUGUAAAAUUGUGAAGACCAGAAAAUUUUCCCUUGAGAGACUUGGAGACUGGUCAUUGUAUUGUUGGUGGAAUGAGCCGACAAAGUGUUUGUCCGGAAAGGCAAGUUAUUGGGUGCACAACAUGACUUGUUUAAUUCUCUCAUGGAUGUUCUGCUUAUAAUAUAGGGUUCAAUUUCCACAA
This is a messenger RNA of Eucalyptus grandis, 1624 nucleotides long. Its product is annotated as optineurin. The transcript has 4 exons. Gene Ontology annotation, biological process: negative gravitropism; response to red or far red light. NCBI's taxonomy places the organism in Eukaryota, Viridiplantae, Streptophyta, Magnoliopsida, Myrtales, Myrtaceae. The record is from RefSeq and is a predicted model, not a curated record. Bases 273 to 1307 code for a protein of 344 amino acids.